Molecule: messenger RNA, 1875 nt
Organism: Ceraceosorus bombacis
Lineage: Eukaryota; Fungi; Basidiomycota; Exobasidiomycetes; Ceraceosorales; Ceraceosoraceae
Source: the annotation of a GenBank genome assembly
AUGGCGCAGGGAGAUACGUCCGGUCUGCGCGCUCGAGCAGACGAGUUGCGCAAAGCGAACGCGCAAAGAGCAGCGCAGCAAGAGCUGCAAAACGGUACGAAUGGGGCAAGCAGCAGUUCCACGGGUGCGCCAUCGGCUGCCCAGGUAGCAGCUGCAAAGGAAGCGCACGACAAGAUCGUCAAGGCGCAAAACACUCAUUUCGAGCAUGGAUAUAGAAAAGUGGACACGAGGGAUGAUCAGAUCAUUGGAGGUGGAAAAGAGAGAGCAUUGACGCAUUACAAUCCGGGAAUCGUCAUCACCGAAAAGGGACGCGAGACGGACAAGCGCGUAGACACUCACGAGUCGUGAGUUGCGCAAGCAGGGCUGCUUCUUGAGCAUGAGCUGCGCGGAGCUGACGAUGAGCGCUACGCACGCUGCCCACAGAUGGGAAUUUGGCGGUCCCAUCGGAACGGCGUUCAUGAUGGUCUUCUUUCCCAACAUGAUGUACUACCUCUGGAUCUGUCUUUGGUUCUAUGACGGCAGGCUCGUCAUUCCAAACGGUGUGGAUGACAUCGUCCCCUUCUUGCAACGCAUGGCUCAACACGUCUACGAGGUGAGCGCCGUCGAUGCGUGCAUUGCAUGUGCCUCUCAGUGCGAGCCGCUGACUUACUCAUGCUCUCUCGCGCAGGACGCCUUUCCUACUCCUCGCGCCAUCAUUGGCUACGGCGGUCUGAUGGUGUUCGAGUUCGCGCUCGCUUGGGUGAUGCCCGGAUGGAUGCAAGAAGGUCUGCCUGUGCCAUCUCUGAACUACAAGACGCUCAUGUACAAGUGCAACGCCCUCUCAUCCUUUUACGCCACGCUUAUCGUAUCCGCCGUUUUGCACGUCACUGGCAUCUACAGGCUCACCGAGAUCAUCGAGCAUUUUGGAGAGUACAUGACCGUCGCCAUGAUCUCCGGCUUUCUGCUCGCCAUCGCCAUUUACCUCCACGCAGUCCUGACCGGCACGGCGCAGCGCAUGAGCGGUAACCUUCUUUACGACUAUUUCAUGGGCGCCGCCCUCAACCCCCGCAUUGGUCCCGUCGACCUCAAGAUGUGGGCCGAAGUGCGCAUCCCUUGGGUGCUGCUCUUCCUCAUCAGCGUCAGCGGAGCUUGCAAGCAGUACGAAACAUACGGAUAUGUCACCCCCAACAUGGCAUUCAUGGUCCUCGCGACUGGGCUCUACAUCAACGCUUGCGCAAAGGGCGAAGAGUGCAUUCCUCAAACUUGGGAUAUGUUUCACGAAAAGUUUGGUUGGCUUUUAAUCUUUUGGAACUUCGCCGGCGUGCCGUUCACCUACAGCUACUCGUGCGUCUACAUUGCCACGCAUCCUCCUCACGUGUACAAAUUUAGCACGCUUGGCUACGUCGCACUCUACACGACGCUCCUCACGGCAUAUUGGAUCUUUGACUCUUCCAUGGCUCAAAAGUCUCGCUUCCGCAUGCAGCUCCAAGGAACCUUUGUCGUGCGCUGGACUUUCCCACAAAUGCCUUGGUCCACACUCAAGGACCCGCGAUACUUACAGACCGAGCACGGCAAUGCACUGCUCGUCGAUGGGUGGUGGCAAUUUGCCCGCAAGAUCAACUACUCGGCAGAUUGGAUCCAGGCCACCACGUGGUGCGUCGCUGCUGGAUUCGGCUCCAUCAUUCCUUAUUACUACUCGAUCUUUUUCUUUGCCGUGCUCACGCAUCGUUGCGGACGUGACUUUGAGCGGUGCGAACGCAAGUACGGCAAGGAUUGGGAAAAGUACUGCAAGAUCAUUCCUUAUAGGUGAGUGUGCCGGCCGGCGUCGACAUGCGAUCGUGCUGCUAAUCUGCCUAGACCCGCGUCCGCUGCAGAUUCAUUCCCUACGUCUAUUAG